Zalophus californianus (California sea lion) is the source of this 4320-nucleotide messenger RNA. RefSeq names its product spermatogenesis associated 21 (gene SPATA21). The record is from RefSeq and is a predicted model, not a curated record. Gene Ontology annotation, molecular function: calcium ion binding. NCBI's taxonomy places the organism in Eukaryota, Metazoa, Chordata, Mammalia, Carnivora, Otariidae. Bases 353 to 2443 code for a protein of 696 amino acids. The transcript has 14 exons.
CUCCUCCAGAUGGGUCAUCCACCCCUGGGGCAGGAAGGCCUGGAGGAAAGGGGAACGCGCAGGGAGUCUCAUGGGAGAGAGACAGGAGGAGAGAGGAACUCCCCAGGGAGAGGGAGGGACUUGGUCGCAGUGCUGACUUCCCUGUGCCAAGGUACCCUCCGGGCCUGGUGCUGUGCCUAGCUUGGGCACAGGUCCUGUGAAACAGCUGGUUGCGGAGGUUCCACAUGGGCUGCUGAAGAGGUGCUUAUAUAAUGGGUUUGGUGGAACUUUGAUUGGAUUUCUCCUGUGGGACCACAGCAACUGAUGCCCCUCCCUUGGUACCCCCAUUGGCUGUGGCACAACGGACAACAGAAUGUACAUGGAGGGAAGGAUCAAGGCUCCUGGGGCCCAGCCAAGUCCUGGCAUAAGCACCACCAGCAAGAGGCCAGGUGCUGAACCCACCAUGUCAGGAGUCAGCCAGGUUGAGUAUCCUGAUGCUACAGGGAUGGACAGUGGGAAGCCGCCCUCAUCAACUCCAGGAGGGCCAGAAAAGGGACCUAGACACAGGGAAUCCUCAGAGGAGGGUCCUCUGGAGCUCAGGACCCAGGAGCAGACGCAUCCGGCAGGACCAAGGAAGAAGCAGUCAACUCUGGCCCCCCAGGAAGGGCCCAGGGAGCUGCAAGCAGGCCGGAGUCAAGCCAAGCCAGGAAGUGAGCUGGGGGUGCUGCCUUCCAGGGUCCCUGCAGCACAUGAAGGGAAAGAGACUGAGCACCAGCAGGGGAGACAGCAGAACCCAGGGAUGGUGAAGGGUCAGGCCCUCCAGAGCCACCAGGGCCAGGAGUGUCAGCCCACCCCAGGUCACCAGGCCACUCAUGGGGCAGACACGGUGCAACCAGUGGGGAUUUCUUGCACCUUGGACAGCGGUGGGCAGCCACAGGGAGACAAGCUCCCCAAGGAGGUGGACACCCCACAUAUCAGGCCACAGGAGGACAGUGCCCAGGAGGCAGGGCCCCUAAUGCCCUUGGCAACUCCGGAGGAAAAUACAGCCAACUCUUUCCCGCCAUCCACGCCAGGACCUGACCCACCCAAAGGAAGGGUCAAGGCUGUGGAGACCCAGCCAGCACCAGGGCCUAUUCCUCCACCAGAGGUGAGGGGCAUUGGACAGAGGAGGGAUCCGGACCCUGUGCUGAAGCAGCCUCAGAAGCCCACGGUAGCCACGGGGGCCCAGAACCUUGGGAACCUUCGGCAGGGCUUCAUGAAGUGCUUGCUGGAGGUGGAGGAGGAGGAGGCCACGCAUCGGAGGGCUGCCAAGGCCCGGGCCCUGCCAAACCGGAAGUCCCCCAGGACGCUGACCCCCGUGCCCACCUCAGCCCCAAGCCUGCCUCAGACCCCCGCCUCGGCCCCUGCGAUGGCCCCAUCCUGGGCCCUGUUGCCAGCCCCCGGGCCAGUCCCCGCGCCCACCCCCGUGGGAUCCCCAGCCCCGGCCUCGGGGCUGGUCACAGCCCUGCCGGCCCCCACCCUGGACGUGGGCUGGAGAAGGGCUGAACUCUUGCACCCGAGCGGAGAGAGGAGCCUGAGCAGCACCAGGACACGGCAGGAGCUAGAGGAGCGCCGCCUCCUCAAGCUGGACCAGAACUGGGAUGCGAGGUUCGAGGAGCACCUCACCCUGAGGCAAGAGGAAGCCUUCCGCAGUUACUUUGAGAUCUUCAAUGGCCAUGGCGAGGUGAACGCCCAGAGCCUGGGGAACAUCCUGCUGCUCGUGGGCAUCUCCCUCUCGCCGGCGCAGGUUGAGGACGCCCUAAAGAGUGCUGACAUAGAUGGAGAUGGUCAUGUAGGCUUCAAGGACUUCUUGGCUGUGAUGACAGACACCAGGCGCUUCUUCUGCUCCAUGGAGCAGAACGCCCUGACGGACAUGGCUCCCCCAAACCCCCACACUCUGCUCUUUGAGAUCCUGUCCCUGCUGGUGGAGAUGCUGGCCUUACCGGAGGCAGCCUUAGAGGAGAUCACCAACUAUUACCAGAAGAAGCUGAAGGAAGGCACCUCUAAGACCCGAGAGAUGGAGUCGGCCACUGGCUGGCUGCGGUCCCAGAAGAAGCUUCCCUACAACCCCCAGCAGUCAUACUUGGAAGUCCCAGAACGAAGGGUCCUCAGGAUCCUGAGCCGGCUGAAGCAGCAGAACUAUGAUGCCAACCUGCAGAGCCCCUACACGCAGGUGCCCUGUGUCCCACUCUGCCCUCGGCUGGAAAAGAAGAUGAACCGUCGGAAGCAGGGUAGCCACUGCGUGCUGGACCCGUGCACCCCCACCAACCUGGGCCCUGACAUCCGGAGACUCCUCUUCCAGUCAGGAUCUCAGGGAAGCAGGUGGGUGCCCAGAAGGCAGGAGCUCCAGCCCAGGCCCAUCCCACCUCCUUUUUUCACAAGGCCCUGGCCUAACCCAAGGGGAAUCCAUCCUUCCAGGAGAUGAUGCCCGGGAUACUGCUGCUCCAGGGAGGAAAAGGGGGAGAAGGGGGAAAGGAUGGAAGCAGUAAGGAGCUAAGCUUUACUGAGGGCCCACGUGCUGCACCGACUGUGCUUAAGUUAGGGCACUUCUGCCUUGCUGUGCCCAGACUCAGUGGCACAUACCGUCUUUCUCUCAGGCUGGUACCACCACGUAGGGGGUUAGCUCGCAAGUCCUUUGACCGAGUCUGACUCCACAUAGGAGCGGUAGGAAACAGGCUUGACUGCUGGAUGGAGGGAAGCUUCCCCUGCCAGUCCUCUUCUAGGCGCUUUGGGGGCAAAAGAACUCAGGACUUGCAAUCAGUCCCCUGAGCCCAACUACUUGGCUCCAUUGCUUCCCAGGGAAGCCACCUCUCCCCUGGGGCACCUGGGAAUGGCUCAUUUCCUCCCACCCUUCUCCUCACCUCUCUCCCUAGGGAACACGGCUCUGAGAGCAGAAAGUGGCUCAGCUCUGUGCCGGCUCAAACCCACUGACCUCUGGAGUCCUGACUCUGAGCAGCUGUUCAAGACCUGCAGGUGGACAUGUCAUUAGGCAGGUAUCGCCGCUGGAUUUUGCUUUUGCGGCCUGGUAAGCCAAUAAACACCAAGAACCUUGGCCUGUGUGUCCAGUGCCAGGGGAGGCCCCCAGGUUUUCACCCCUCCACUUGGCUCUCAGAGUGCAGGGCCCCAGCCUCCCUCAGGCUUAGGAAACCCUGAGGCAAGACACACCUUGAAACCCUGCCGGGGUUGGGGAUCCUGCUAGAGGGACCCUGGGUGCAAAGUUUUGACCUUCUAUGCACUCUCAAAGCACAGAGCUGGGACUCUCUUCAGAUAAGUGUCUCCCCCAAAGGCAGAGAGCAUCUCUCCCCACUUGCUUGAAGGGAAUGGUGGGGAAGAUUCUGGACCCUAAAAGGGGUAGACAGACCCUGCAGAAGGGCAGAAGGGGUCUCAGCCAUGCUCUCACCAAGACAGCCCCAGGACCCAUGGGGGCCCUUCUCUUGGAACCUAAGGGUGUGUGGGUCUUUGCCCCCCACAACCCACACACCACCCCAGGCCUAUUUCUCUAACAAAGGGAGAGCCCCUCCCUGGGACUGAGCAGAGGUAGCUCCCCCAGUGGUUAAACAAGCAGGCACAGCAAGAGGUUAGGAGGCCAGGGACUGAAAUGAGGACAAGGCACUGACAAGUUUAAAACAUGUAUUUAAAAUACAAUUUAUAAAAUGCUUAAUCUGCCGACUCAGGAGCCCGCGGUGCGGGGUGCGGGGGGUAGGCAGCUGCCCGCUAGACCAGCAGAGCAGGACUGCAGGGAUGCGGCCCUCCCUCCCAUGCCCUUCUGUUCAGACACCCAAGGGGCCCAUGUGCACCCCUGGAUCACACGACCAGAAAACAGGACCCCAGAGGUUUCCAGAGUCUCUGCUUACCAGGGAGGCUGGGGCAGCCCUGCCGGCCCAUCCCUGAGCAGAGCAUACCCACAUGGGGCAGAGCAGGGUUUGGCCGGGCUGGACAGGGCAGGGCGGGGCGGGGCAGUGGGCUCUGGAAAGGGCUGAUGGUAGCAGAUAGGGUGUUGCCUCCUGCCUGCAGGUGGGGAGCACCCUGAUUGAGUGGGCUGAGAAGGGUUGGUCACCAGGCCUGGACCCCCAGCUCCUUUGGUUAUAGGCUGACAUCAGAGUAGUGGCUCAUGGGAAGCGGUUAGCUGGAAGGUCUGAGGCCUGGCUCAUGGGGUCAAGGAGGAGCUGGGGGAAGGGGACAGUACCAUGAAGGCAGAUAAAGGGGCAGCAGCCUCAGGUUUCUGCCCCACCCCCACCCCCCUGGGGUUUUCCAAGCCAAAGCCUGCAGCUUACUUUAAAAAAAAAAAAAAAAAAAAAAAAA